Microtus oregoni (creeping vole) is the source of this 1664-nucleotide messenger RNA. It is a transcript of the gene Bet1l, whose product is annotated as Bet1 golgi vesicular membrane trafficking protein like. Gene Ontology annotation, molecular function: SNAP receptor activity. Bases 253 to 588 code for a protein of 111 amino acids. Gene Ontology annotation, cellular component: SNARE complex; Golgi trans cisterna. The record is from RefSeq and is a predicted model, not a curated record. Gene Ontology annotation, biological process: regulation of retrograde vesicle-mediated transport, Golgi to ER; retrograde transport, endosome to Golgi. NCBI's taxonomy places the organism in Eukaryota, Metazoa, Chordata, Mammalia, Rodentia, Cricetidae. The transcript has 5 exons.
CGGUGUCAGGCCCUGGCGUCCCCUUCGCCCAUCUCCUUCGGUCCUGGCUGCUCUCCCCAUCCAGAAUCUCACACCCAGGCUUCGCGGCAUCCCAGACAGCAGACAACUUUACUGAGCCGGUUCGGAGCCUCAGCUCCAGUCCCUUCUCCCGGAAGUUAUUAAACCCGAGGCGGAACCGGAAGCCCCUUCAAGUGUUGGUGCCACGUCCGUCGCUGUGUUACCGAGUCCCGGAGUGGGACCCUGGAGGGCACGAUGGCUGAUUGGACUCGCGCUCAGAGUUCUGGUGCUGUGGAGGAGAUUCUAGACCGAGAGAACAAGCGGAUGGCCGACAGCCUGGCUUCCAAGGUUACCAGGCUCAAAUCGCUGGCCUUGGACAUCGACAGGGACACCGAAGACCAGAACCGAUACCUAGACGGCAUGGACUCAGAUUUCACGAGUGUGACUGGCCUGCUCACGGGGAGUGUGAAGCGCUUUUCCACAAUGGCAAGGUCUGGGCGAGACAACCGGAAGCUUCUCUGCGGUAUGGCUGUGGUCUUAAUCGUGGCCUUCUUCAUCCUCUCCUACCUCUUGUCAAGGACAAGGACGUGAACCAAUGGAAGCCAAGGGCAGCCAGGCUCUCCUACCCUGGUGUCCUGGUGUCCUGAAAACCUGACUACGAAAUAGAUUCCCUUGAAAGUAUCAUCAUGGGUCAUUCAUCUUCCUAAGACGGGACGACUGCAGCUGCCUCUGUCAUAAUGAGCUCAUGCUGGCUUGUUCUGUGUAUGAAGGAGGAAGAAAAAAGGCAAAACCCAACCCUUCUCCCUGGUGCUGGAGUCACUGUUAGAGCCAAAGCCACACUGUCUAAGAAUGAGCCAGGUCUGAACAAAGCAUCUAUGAGUCCUGAAUGUGCCCACUGUGAUCAACAGCCUCAGAAGCCAAUAUCUAAGGGUCUUCUGUCUAUGCCUGGUUAAGACCGUGUCUGUGUUCUUGAAGCGUCUGGAGCUGACAUCGAAAGGGGAUAUGUCCGUGAGCCCUCUUCAGAUGAAUGUUCGUCAGGAUGAAUAUGGCAGAAACUCCAGGCUGAGGCUGCUGAUCCGGAACAGACCUGUGCAGGCCAAGAGUUGAAGCCAUCCCCAUGAGCCGUCAGCUGAAGGCAGACCCCAGGGAAGAGGCAAAGGUGUGGUUAGAGGAGUGAACUACGGCCCUUGUUAUUGGCCGUGGACCUUCUGGGCCAUAAGACCGUCUGUCUAGGAGCAGAGAUGUGUGUCCUUGGGAUUGAGAAUCUUCUCAGUGCCAAAGAUGUCACCAUCCCCAGGCAAACAGACUGAGAAAUAGCAUAGUGUGGACUUUCUAAGUCCGGCAGUGCUGAAUGGCCUUUCUGCCGGCAUCCUUAUGAAGCUGAAGGCCACCUAUGGGAGAAUUUGUAGCAGGAACCUCUGACCUUGUACCGAACCUGUGCCCUACCCUGUUCAGCCUGUCUCCCUUGGUGUAGGGGGAAGCUUGAGCCACCUCCUUGUUGCCUAACUCCACAGACUUGCACCUCCCUGCUCUCCCAGUCCUCCCUUCCUCCUUGGUCAGUCCCAUUUGCACACAGCCUGACCUGUGGAGCUGGCAGGGCCAAUGGUUUAUGAGAGCCCAGCACUUUCUGUCUUCACAUAAAAUGCCUUUAAGAAAUGAACCAUGAA